GGCGGCGCGUGCGCCCACGUGACGUUUUCAACCGCGCUGCGCGGGACCUGCGCCGGCAGAGAGUGAGGCCGCGGGUGGGGGGGCGCGCGGCGAUCAGGUGACCCCAACCCGCACCCCGCCUCCUGUCAGCGGGCGCACGCUGCGGGGCUCGGCAGGGGGGCCGCGGGGCCAGCGGGGUCCUCGGGCGGCGCGGGGCCGGGCGGGGAUGGGGAGGCCCGGGGGCAGCCCUGCCGAGGCGGCUCGGGCCGUGCGUUGUCGCGGGGACCCUGUGGCACCGUCGCUCCCGGGACCGGGAGGGGGGAGGUAUGCGGGAAGCUCGGUGCCGCGCAACUCUGGGCCUGGUGGAAAUCCUCUGAAGCCCGUGCGAGACAAGCAGCUGCACGCUGCCAUACAGUGAGGGGACAGCGAAUGUAAAUCGUGUCCCAGAGUCGCUCUGCCUGUGUGUUAGGCCUCCCGAAUUCGGGCUGAGCGGUCACAGGAUGGGCUGUUGGCCCCGUGGACACCGCAGGGGUCUGUAAGCACUGGCUGCGAGCUGGGCCUGUCACACUGCUCAGAGAAAAGGAUUUAAGGAGACAUGGAACUUGAAAGAAUCAUUCGAGAGACACUGACAUGCUUCAUCCAGUCUCACAUCCCUGCUGCAGACCUCAGUGGGAUGGAUGAUGUUUUCUUCUCCUACAUUACGGGUGUCCUGGAAGAGCUGGGUUCGCCAGAGUCCUCUGAGGAAACCUUUGACAUGGACACCUUUGUGGAAAUGAUGGAGGCAUAUAUCCCUGGCUUUGCAGAAAUUCAGAGUGGAAAUGUUUGUGAAAUGAUGUUCUCUCUCUCAGAAAGGCUUGGUGAAGCACGUAACAAAGAAAAACCUAGCCAAAAAGCUGUGGAAAGCAGAACUGAAGUGCCCUCUGAAGACCUGCCCAAAGGCCAGGAGCCUGGAGCUGGAGUCUGCAAAGAGGAAACGCUGUGCACACCAACAGAUGGAGCCGGGGCCCAGGAAGGCAAUGACUUGAAGGGUGGUGUCGAGCUGCUCCUGGAGAUGUUCCCCGCCUGUACUGUAAGCCAGGCAGAGAAGGCACUAGCAAUGGCCCUGGGUAACUUGGAGGAAGCAGUGCAGUUAAUCGUGGAAGAGAAAGUGGAAAUCGGCGCAGCAGGUGCAAGUGUGAAGGAUCUGGUGCGGCCCCGCAGAGCGCCCAACCAUGAGGAACUAAAGCAGGUUAUCUUACAGAAAUAUAUGAUGGUGGAUAGUGCAGAAGAUCAGAAAACACAUCGACCAGCUCCACCGAAAGAGGCUCCCAAGAAGCUGAUCCGCUACAUCGAUAACCAGGUGGUGAGUACAAAGGGAGAGAGGUACAAAGACAUAAAGAAGCCAGAGAGUGAGGAGAUGAAGAAAACUUACAUCAGCCUCAAACCAGCCAGGAAGUACAAGUUCCACUGACAGCCAUGUCCUCCUGCUCUUCAGCUUCCACCUCACCGGCCAUGUGUGGAGGAUGGACGUGUGGCACUAGGGAUAAAGGGACUCCCCCACCCAACACUAACUGGAACUAACCUAGGAGCCAGGACACUGCUUUCAGCUUCCUGAACUAACCCAGCUGAUAAGGUCAUGCCUCCUCUCCUUGUGUAGCUGUCCUGCCCCAGGGCAUGCCACAAUGGUUGUUGGGAGCCUGGGCAUUCUCUGCUAUUCCUUGCAUGGGACAUUAGAUCUAAAAAUGUAGCUUGUGGUUUUGCAGCAAGCUUUUUAGAAAUCUCUGUGCACUGUUGCUGUAAGUGCAAGUGUUAAUAAAGAUGAUGUGAGUUGGUGUGUA
Gallus gallus (chicken) is the source of this 1796-nucleotide messenger RNA. It is a transcript of the gene CUEDC2, whose product is annotated as CUE domain containing 2. Lineage: Eukaryota; Metazoa; Chordata; Aves; Galliformes; Phasianidae. The transcript has 10 exons. The coding region runs from base 575 to 1429 and encodes 284 amino acids. The record is from RefSeq and is a predicted model, not a curated record. Gene Ontology annotation, molecular function: ubiquitin binding.